Messenger RNA from Eurytemora carolleeae, 1542 nucleotides. RefSeq lists its product as uncharacterized. The transcript is spliced from 4 exons. The record is from RefSeq and is a predicted model, not a curated record. Bases 13 to 1452 code for a protein of 479 amino acids. NCBI's taxonomy places the organism in Eukaryota, Metazoa, Arthropoda, Copepoda, Calanoida, Temoridae.
UAUUAUUAUUAUAUGGUUCUAUAUAGAUUUAUUAAUGUCGUUUUUCAAGCUCUAGUUUUGCUCUCGGUAAAUAUAUCUAUAAUUCCUAUUGAUUAUUACACCCCGAUGUACAAUUACAGAGACCAGAAAUGUUGUCUGAACCUUGUUCAACAAGAUAUUGAAGAUCUGGAGAAUAAAGUUAAAAUGAAGAUGACUAGAACAGAUAUUGGAGGAAUAAGACGGGAUAGUGGAUACUCACCAGCUAAAGAUGAUUCCUUGAGAAUAUUCUCACCAUCAGUAAAGGAUGAUACUCCAGAUAGUGGAGAUAGUGGAGUAGGAUCCCCGUCGCCUCAUUCUACAUCAAGAGAAUGGGGCCGGAGAUUCUUCCGCCGGAAAGAACUUCGCCGCCUUCGGGAGAUUCAAAGAAAUUUGGAAGAUUUGGCGGCGGUUCAUGGCGGAGAGGUUUUCUUUCAAUAUACUCCUCGUAUUCAUCCAAAUCUAUCUCAGCUCAAAGAUAUGAAUAAGACAAGACUGCAUAUUCCAAUGAAAGAAGUUGACGCCCCCAUCUGCCGAUGUUCGACUGAGCCGGGUCAAUUUUUACAAAGAACCGGUCUCACUCCUCAAGAUAUAUUCUCCGCCCGACUCCCGGAGAUGCCUUCCGGCGGACUUGCUGUUCUCAGCAACGGUCUUGCAUUUGAUCUGCACCGGUUGUGUAAAACCAAUCCGGAGCAGGGUUCAGCGGUUGUAAAGUUUAUUUUUCAUUUCCUCGAGUUAAAUAUUCCUCCAGGUCUGUAUAAUCUAGCUGUUGAGGAAACACUAAAAAGUAUUGCGGAGAACCUGGAGUACAUCACUUCUUGUCAGGAUGAAAAGGAGAAGGAAACGUUUCUCUUUGCUCCCUUCCUGGUUCCCAAGGAGGUGUCGGAGAUUGGUUCCAUAGAAGAGGAGCUGGAGCAGGAGGAAGAUCUUUACCUCUCUAUUUCUCCGGAACCUUCUUUAACAAACUAUAAUCACUCAGUAUCGAGUUCUGGAGACGAGCCCCUGGUUGUACCAAACCAAUAUGUGGGAAUAAAGAUUGAGAAUGACGGCUAUGUUGAAACCUUUGAAAUCUCAACACUAGAAGACGUUAUCAGUGCUAAUGCAGAACUUACUCAUCUGGAGGAACCUAACAAUAUUAAGACUGAGGAACAAGAAGAGUUAACAUCAUAUCUCCAGGAUGGAUACGGUUUAAUUCAUUCCGAGGAUGGAGAUUUCUCGGUCACUGCAACCUUGCUAAGUUUACCGGAAGGAAUAGUGGACACUGACGGUACUGAGAUCGAACCCGAACCUCCAAAGCCUGUCAGGGUAUCAGAGUUAGAAUCCAUGAAGUCUCCGGGUUCCGAAGCAAAGAAAAGAUCUAGAACAAGAGAUGUUCAAAUACCAUCUAGGUUCAGAGAUUUUACUGCCGGGACUACUUCUAAGAGGAAAAAGCAAUAAUAUCUUGAUUGACCAGAAGCAGUUGAUAUACGUACAAAUUAAAAAUCGUCUUUUUUAAUUCUCAGUAGAAUAAAUGGAUUUUUAUUUUAA